AUGACUAGCUUCCUUCCCUCACUCCCUCGACAGCUCUUCGACAUGGGCUCCUCUUUCAUGGACGAGGUCUUCAAGUGUUUCACCCUGUCCAUCUCCGAUAUGGCCGACACGUCCUCGCCGCAGUCAGCGCCCACGAGUGCAAAGCCGUCUUGCCAGGCAGAAGCCACUCAGCCAGAAGGCAUUCCUGUCUACGACGACAUUCUACCGAACGCCGCCAAACCGACUUCCUCCGUCUCAAACAACACUUUCUCGCGCAAGCCGUCUUCAUCGCCCCCACCGCCAAUUCUGUCCCCGUUGACGCGCGACUCACCCAUCCAGCGACCGAGUCUCGAGAAAACUGACUCGUAA
Dibothriocephalus latus is the source of this 348-nucleotide messenger RNA. The record is from the annotation of a GenBank genome assembly. NCBI's taxonomy places the organism in Eukaryota, Metazoa, Platyhelminthes, Cestoda, Diphyllobothriidea, Diphyllobothriidae.